Phacochoerus africanus (Common warthog) is the source of this 6745-nucleotide messenger RNA. It is a transcript of the gene APPBP2, whose product is annotated as amyloid beta precursor protein binding protein 2. Bases 309 to 2066 code for a protein of 585 amino acids. Lineage: Eukaryota; Metazoa; Chordata; Mammalia; Artiodactyla; Suidae. Gene Ontology annotation, molecular function: protein binding. The record is from RefSeq and is a predicted model, not a curated record. Gene Ontology annotation, biological process: intracellular protein transport. The transcript is spliced from 13 exons.
GCACACGCAGCCCCGCCCCUGCAGAGAUCGCCGCUGGGACGGACCCAGGGCUGCUCUCAAAUCCGGAAUGUGAGGCCUCGGCCCGCCUGGUCCCGGCUCUUUGGCCAGCUCUGCACACGGGCCUGCGCCCGCUGCCACCGCCCCCAGCUCACCCGGAGGAGCCAGGGCGGCCGCGCCCUUCUGCCGUGUGCCCGCGUGGCCAACGCCGUCUUUCCGAAUCCUCCGGGGCCGCAGAGGAGUUCGCUACGGAGGGAGGCGGGGGCCUUCGGGAGGAGGAGGCGGAGGAGGCGGAGGAGGAGGGAAGGAAGAUGGCGGCCGUGGAACUAGAGUGGAUCCCAGAGACUCUCUACAACACCGCCAUCUCCGCUGUCGUGGAUAACUACAUCCGCUCCCGCCGAGACAUCCGCUCCUUGCCCGAGAACAUCCAGUUCGAUGUUUACUACAAGCUGUACCAACAGGGACGCUUAUGUCAACUGGGCAGUGAAUUUUGUGAAUUGGAAGUUUUUGCUAAAGUAUUGAGAGCUUUGGAUAAAAGACAUUUGCUUCAUCAUUGUUUCCAGGCUUUGAUGGAUCAUGGUGUGAAAGUUGCUUCUGUCUUGGCCUACUCAUUCAGUAGACGGUGCUCUUAUAUAGCAGAAUCAGAUGCUGCAGUAAAGGAAAAAGCCAUUCAGGUUGGCUUUGUUUUAGGUGGCUUUCUUUCAGAUGCAGGGUGGUACAGUGAUGCCGAGAAAGUUUUUCUUUCCUGCCUUCAGUUGUGUACUCUACAUGAUGAGAUGCUUCACUGGUUUCGUGCAGUAGAAUGUUGUGUGAGAUUGCUUCACGUGCGAAAUGGAAACUGCAAAUAUCAUUUGGGUGAAGAAACAUUUAAGUUAGCUCAGACAUAUAUGGAUAAACUCUCAAAACAUGGCCAGCAAGCAAACAAAGCUGCACUCUAUGGAGAACUGUGUGCACUCCUGUUUGCAAAAAGUCACUAUGAUGAGGCAUACAAAUGGUGCAUUGAGGCAAUGAAGGAGAUCACAGCAGGCUUACCAGUCAAAGUCGUGGUGGACGUUUUAAGACAAGCCUCUAAGGCUUGUGUUGUAAAACGUGAAUUUAAGAAGGCAGAACAGUUAAUUAAACAUGCAGUGUAUUUGGCACGGGAUCAUUUUGGAUCCAAACACCCAAAAUAUUCUGAUACACUGCUAGAUUAUGGGUUCUACUUACUCAAUGUAGAUAAUAUCUGUCAGUCUGUUGCAAUUUAUCAGGCAGCCCUUGACAUUCGGCAGUCAGUGUUUGGUGGCAAAAAUAUCCAUGUAGCAACAGCUCAUGAGGACUUGGCUUAUUCUUCUUAUGUUCACCAGUAUAGCUCUGGCAAAUUUGACAAUGCGCUAUUUCAUGCAGAAAGAGCUAUUGGUAUCAUUACCCACAUUCUACCUGAAGAUCAUCUUCUUUUGGCUUCUUCAAAGAGGGUGAAAGCGCUUAUUUUAGAAGAGAUUGCAAUUGACUGUCACAAUAAAGAAACUGAACAGAGGCUGCUUCAAGAAGCUCAUGAUUUGCACCUGUCUUCACUCCAGCUAGCUAAAAAAGCUUUUGGGGAAUUUAAUGUACAGACUGCAAAACACUAUGGAAACCUUGGAAGACUUUAUCAGUCAAUGAGAAAAUUUAAGGAAGCUGAAGAAAUGCACAUCAAAGCAAUUCAGAUUAAAGAACAACUACUUGGUCAAGAAGAUUAUGAAGUAGCCCUUUCAGUGGGACAUCUGGCUUCUUUAUAUAAUUAUGACAUGAAUCAGUAUGAAAAUGCUGAGAAGCUUUAUUUGCGAUCUAUAGCAAUUGGGAAGAAACUGUUUGGUGAAGGCUACAGUGGACUAGAAUAUGAUUACCGAGGUCUCAUUAAACUUUACAACUCCAUUGGGAAUUACGAGAAAGUGUUUGAAUAUCACAACGUUCUGUCUAACUGGAACCGGUUGCGAGAUCGGCAGUAUUCUGUGACCGAUGCUCUCGAAGACGUCAACACCAGCCCCCAGUCCACUGAAGAAGUGGUGCAGUCCUUCCUGAUUUCUCAGAAUGUCGAGGGACCGAGCUGCUGAGGGAGGACCUCAGUUAACCAAUUACCUUUUCCCAGAUUCCAGGGAAUUCAUACUGUGAAGUCAAAACCAUGUUGUUUUUUGGGGCUGGAAUUUACAUUGAAACACUGGUCCAGUCCAUUGACCCUAUUUGGGUGAUCCCUAUCUUGCAGAGUGUCUGUAGGAAUAAGCAUAUAUUCAGUUAUAUUCAGCAUGUACCGCAUGUAUAAGUAGUCUGGCCCAUAUUUUCAACCUAGUAGAACAAACAACAGGAUUUUUUUUUUUCUUUUUAAAAAAAUAAUUCAUUUUGCAGAAAGCCUGAAAGAAAAAGAGAACCCCUAAAUAAACUAUUUAAGAGUUUAAAAGAGUUGCAUUCUUAUUAUGUAAGGAUGAUUUUAACAACUUUUUAACGUAUAAUUCUUCCUUGAGGAGGUAUUCAAUACUGUAUUGUAAAGACAUUUUAUGGGGAAAAUCUUUAUAUGCAGUAUAGAAAAGCUAACACAAGUACUAAUAGAAGAGGGACAUCCUGACUUAGGUUUGGCUGUCUUACCCAGAGAAGUGGAUGCAACCACUCCAGAGCUCUAUUACAAGGGAAGAACUGUCAGAUUCAUCUAAACUGGACCAGUGUUGAUCUGUAAGUAGUAGAAAAGCUGAUAAACCAGCAGUUUUAACUCUUCAGUUGUUUUGGUUUUGUUGUAUUUUUGGGGGGUACAAAAACACAAGAUGCUCUGAUAGCAUUUGCUAACAGGACCAGGAGGAUCUGAAAAGGACCAGCCUAAAAUAGAAAGGGGUUAUUUGGACCAGAGGCUUUAGAUUAUUAUUUUAGCCCCUGCCUGUACUUCUGUCGGUAGGAUGAUUUCAUUGAAAUGUGUAAAAAAACUGAUAAUGCAAAAAUCAUAUUCAUGUUGUAGACACCCAACUAGGGAGAUUUGGUGAUUUCAGUCAAGGUACACAGAUGAAAAUGCCAUAAGCAAGUCUAUAAAUAUCUGUGCAGCCAUCCCCCCUCAUUUUAAAUGUUACCUUAAUAAUCAACACAUUAGCAAGUAAUAUUGGCUAAGAGUCAUUAAAUAGCUCAUAUCCAGGUCAAAAUUUUAGGUUACUGUAGUUUAUGAGGAUUAAUGAAAAAAAUGAAUUCCCAAAAAUAAGCAAGUCUUAGAAAUCCUUCAUGUUUAUGGUAAAUAAUAGUGCAACUAGGUCAUUUUAUUUGAAAUUCAAGAGUCAAAUGGGAAAGAUUCCCCUGAUGAUAUGUAUCUGUUUUACUAACUUGUCUUUGUUUGUUGAGUUUUGAUUUUUUUUUUUAAGCCAGUUAGGUUAUUUAAUAUUGAGGUAAUAUGCCGAUUUGAGAAAUUGUGACAUGUAGCUGUCUGAGAAACAAAGGUCUUUUGCUGUUACCUCAGUUCUUAUUAUAGUGGCCUAUUUGGUGCCUCUAUAGUUAAGAAUCAGGGUUUUCCCCCCUAUUUUCAGGGGUUCACGACUUGGCUGUCAGAGAUGUUGCUCCUGGCUGAUGCUCGGAGUGGGCUGUGGGUGAGUGGAUGUGUGCUCAAUUUUGGUUUUCUUUUAACAGGCAUGUUGGAGUGGGAAGGGGAAAAAGUCAAAACUGUCCACCACAUUUGAGUACAGAAAAAGUAAUUGGAAAUUUCAGAUAAAUUUGAUUUUAAACAGUUUUUUUACCUUCCCAAAUACAACCUCAUUUAAAUUUGUUAUUUGCUGUCUUGUUAGUUAUGAGCCAGUGUUUUUAAGUCCCCAGGAGGAGACUGACUAGGGGAGGUACCUAAAGAGAUGAAGCAAGCCCAGACCCUAAGAUUAUAGAUAACUCUAUGUGAUUGGGAAACCUGGGUUCAAUCCUUAAGUUGAAUUCUUUUUCAUUUUGAAAAGAGUAUAUUAGUCCACCUGUACCUGUACCUCCCCUCCCAGUUAAUUGCAGUCUAAUGCCAAGAGGCACCUCUUUAUUAAUUACCAAAUAGUCUGUGUGACCAAGGACUAACAUUUUUAGGUUACUCAACUCUGUCCUCAUGGGCUUAUAUAUUUAAUACCUCCAAAGAUUUAUUUUAAGGAUAGGCUUUGUAUACUUCCGUUGGUUAUUUAGAGUCCUGUGGUAUGUUUGUGCUAUAGGAAUGUCAUGGUAAAUUGUUUUUCAAUAAAUAUUUUAAAACUUAUGUUUCCAUAUGAAGUUUUUUUUUUUUUUUAAUCCAAAUUUUUUGUUUUGUGCACAUAUAGUAUUUCCUAGGAUAAAAUCAAGCAGAUGACUUAAGGCCUCAUCUUUGAUUUGGUUUGAACUCAGCUUAGCUCAUAUUCAGUGAGAAAGCAACAUGUUAUUUAGAAACAUAGGAUCGCAGGGUGAUAAUGUUAAGUGGCAGCCAGUUUUUCUUUAAAAAAAAAAAUCGUUAUUGGUAGUUUCCCCAUAUUACCACUGCUUUAAUGUAGUUUUCUAUAAAUCCAUAUGUGCUGACUUAAUUGCCAGUUUCUGUUAGUGAUGUAACUUAAUAUGCUUUUACUUCUGGUUCUAAUGAAGAGGCAUACCUAAAUAAUUUUAAGUGUGGGAUUUAUCCUUUUAGUCGGGAUAUUUAGGAUAAGUUAUCAUCACGAUUUAUGGGGUUAAAAAAAUCUCGAAGAAAAUAAUAAAAUGUACCUCACAAUAGCCAAUUGCUUGAACAAACUUUUCAUCUAUGAUGGGGUUGUGUGUCAAGAAGCCUAGGUCAACUUAAAAGACUUUUCUGGCCGUUCAGCAAAGUAAUGUUAAAUAAGGGGCCUUUGGUCUCAUCUUUUCUUGACUUUCAUUUUUUUCUCUCUUACCCAGUCUUUUUCCUAAAGUUUGGUGCUACUCAAGUUGGGUGCAUCAGGGAGCUCUGUAACGCUCACUUGCCAUUCGGGUGGUCAGUCACUCCUGCGUCGGUUUAAGAGAGCCGAUUGGGUUUUUUAGACCUUAAUUUUUAUGGAUCCCCAAAGCAUUAGGACCCUUCUCACCAUCUAAGCUCUGUCAGCAAAAUAUGAACUCCCUAUUGCUUUGGAGUAACCCCCAUACAGGUGUGCUUUCAUUUAUGAAAAUAAAAUAUUUGAUAAAGACCUUUGCUCUUAGUCUAUAUGGGAAGAGUUUGUAAUAUGAAAAUCAGGUCCAAUGACUGCAGUUUUACAAAUAAUGUCACUUGGCUACUCCUUGCAGUGCAGCCAGAUGCUAAACAAUAAACCUAGGACAUGAUUGAAGCUCUUGGCCAUACCCCACAGACUGAAAGAAUGGUUUGCCAAGUAGCAGGUGCAGCCCUCCCCUUCCAAAAGUAGAAAGUUCCUGCGAAACCUCUGUAAGCCAAAAUGGAUGAACAGCAAAGAGGCAGUUACCUUGGGACAUAUCUUGCUAACAGAUGCACAAGAAAUCGAAAUAAAGCACAGAAGUUUGCACAGUUGAGGCUACGAUGACUUGACGCUGAGAUGCUGAGUGUAGUUCCAGGAAAGGAGCUUGGCGGUGCCACUCUUGCUGCUCAGGGUGCUGCUGCCUCUGUAACAGCUGUCUGCAAAAUACCCUCUGUGUGCUAUUUUGGCUUUUCAAAACCUUUUUUCAUAAAAGUGAAAAUCCUUUUCUGCUGUCUUUUGGUUGGUGGAGACAGAUGCUAAUGUAGGUCUUUCAUAAAACCCAAGUGGCAUAAAGUGAACUUUUCAAAAAGCAGGAGAUACAUGUAUGACUGCCACUCAGUUUUACUCUUUUUCCCCUGAAUUUAUAGCCUUGCUACUUCCAAACUGUUCUUGCUUCUGGAUGGCAAAGUUACUACUGGAAAGAUAUCUGUAAGUAAAAAAUGUUUUUAAAGAGUUUUAUUUUUGCUUUAGGAAUUAACAUAUGUAUUUCACCUCUUGACUUUGGAGGACCUCAGUUCUUGCUAGGAAAUUCCUUUUUUUUAAUCUGACAUUUGAAUUAAUCUCCAGCUUGAACGCUAGUAGUUGUCCACAAAUCUCAGGAAUGUUUUAGGCAGAAAACUGGUUUUACCCUGUUGGUGAUCUGAAGGAGUGUGCUUUAGGAUUUUUUAAAUAAUGCUCUUCUUUAAUUGCAAUCCUAGGCAUCUAUAGCAUGAGUGGCCUUAGUGAGUUUGUUAAAGUGCACAUUUUUUUUUCAAAAGUAAAAUUUAAGAUUAAAAAUAUAUGCUAUAUAUAGAUAUCUAGAAAACUUGGUUUGUGGUGCACAAGUUAAGUGUUGGGUCACUAAAUAACUUUGCAGGUACCAUUCGUGUAACAUUACUCAUUUCUGUAGAUUUCCUUUUCUGGGAAGACAUGUUGCCAUGGUAACUAAAACUUUUCAGUUUCGUUUUCCUUUUAUGAUGUGAAUGAAUGCUAUGUUUAUUAAAUAUUACCAGGUCAGUACUAUUUUUAUACUUUAUUAAGCUACAGGGGAUUUUAGUUUAAUAGACUCGAAAUUAAAAGCUCUUAAUGAAAACAUUAAGCAAAUCACUAUCAACUCUUUACAUGAAAAUCCCCACUAAUAGUGCCACAGUGAUUUCUAGAGAAAUAUCUAAGGUCAUUGAUAGAUUUUUUUUUUUAAGACAGUUCUUCAUUGUGUCAGAAAUGACCUUUCGUAUAAUCCUUAUCACGAACUUGUAGUGCCCACCGUUGUUUGUAACCAUGAAACCAUACUAAGUAUGUUUGUAACCAGCAUUGUGAUAUAUUCUGUACUUGUAUUGCUAAAAAUGAAUUAUUGACUUAAUAAAUAUAGUGUUCCUGCA